AGUUUAAACUGCCUUACAAGAGGAAGUGAACCGAAUUAUUCGAGCAUGAUUUGUUCCACUUUGGUACUUUGGGGGAAACGACUGCGGCGGUAUUUACUCUAUUUGCUGCCUGGUUUAUGUACCAUUUGUUUGGUAAUAUCUUUAGCAACACGUCAGAAAGGCGACCUGAGUGAACCUAAACAAGUGUCCAUGCCGACAAGCAAACGAAGUGAUAUUCAGCCUUCAUCUGAAGCCAAUUCCUUGGUUCCUAGUCAACCAUUGGCUUAUCGGUAUGAUAAAGGGACCCCCAUAGAAAUGAGAGAGGAGGACAUCAUACGGUUUUUCCAAAAAGCGUCCCAAAAACAAAUUCACACCAAUGAAGAAAAGCAGAUACUGUCCCACCUCUUGGCUGUGAGUCAUCAAAUCUUUAAGGAACUGAAGAUAUCCUAUUUUCUGUUCGCCGGAACUCUACUUGGUGCUUAUCGAAAUCAGACAAUUUUGCCAUGGGACGACGACAUGGAUAUUGCCAUGGAUCAGACCAGGGUCGCAGAAUUUAAUGCAACCCUGGAGGAAAAGUACCCUGAUCUCCACUUGAAAACUCACUUUGAAAACACUUUACUCAAGUUACAUUCUCGGAACAACAUCACGUCUCAAACCGAAACAGUCAUUUUCCCAUUCAUAGACAUAUUUCUUUUUGGACAAGACGGUGGUUUUGUGACCAAUCUAAGAGGUUAUAACAUUAUUGGUGCGAAAUUGCUUCUCCUGCGUCGGAAUCAAAUUCUACCGACCAAGACCAUUCGGUUCAUGGACCAAGUGGCUGAUGUCCCGCGCAAUAUGACCUACAUGUUGGUUCAAUAUUUUGGAGACAAAAGCUUGCAUGAGUGUGCCGGUCCCUUUUAUGAUCAUCGAGUAGAUGAUACACUCAACUUGCCGCCAAUCACUACUAAUUGUUCUGUAUUGGAGAAAUCUUUCAAUUUCAUCAACAUGUCUAUGGAGAGAGACGAGAUAGUGCCAUGAAAUAUGACGUUGGUUUUUUCUUUGUUAAGUUAAGGCCGAUCUGCUUAGCUUCCUUCGUUCUGUUCCUGGCUUUUGCUAAUAUGUAGAAAUUUUUCCUGCCAAUUUCAAAAUCUUUUAAGUGAUAGGUCUUCACCAUGAACCACUGAAAUAUGGGUGGGGAUGCUAGGAUCUAGAAUUAACAUUUUGGAAGCGAGUGAACACAUUACAUUUUGCUUUAAAUGAGACGGAUAGGUCGCUAGAGUUAUAAAAUCAAAUUUCAAGCUAGACGGAACAACCUGCUCAAAAGUAAUGACCUCUCAAAGUGCAGUACACUACAAGGUAUAGUAGGAAUGAGCUCAAGCCUUCUUCUUGUUAUCAAUUGCCUACAGAGUACUUUUCAGGCUGUAGAGACCCUAUUCACUUUCCGUAGUGACAUAUAGUGAGCUUUCAGGGAUAAAACUAUUGUGUCCGAAAACAUGUCUGCGAUAUGACUUUGCCAUAGUGAAUUGAAAAUC
Molecule: messenger RNA, 1490 nt
Organism: Tigriopus californicus
Lineage: Eukaryota; Metazoa; Arthropoda; Copepoda; Harpacticoida; Harpacticidae
Exons: 3
Coding region: 46-996 (316 amino acids)
Source: RefSeq, a predicted model, not a curated record